GGCGAACAAAGAGGGAGCGAGCCCGGAGCCGGCCAUGAGGGGCCGCCGGCCGGCGGGGAGCGGGUGAAGAGGGGGGGCUCCAUGGCCGGCGGGUCGGGGUGAGGAGAGGUCGGUGAGGGGAGGCUGAGGCGAGGCGAGGCAUGGCGGGCGUCAGCUACUCGCCGCCCUGGUGGGUGAGCCUGCUGCACCGCCUGCCGCACCUCAGCCUGCGCUGGGAGCUCACCUCCGCCGAUUUUCGUCCGCACGACGCCGAGUACCAGCAGGCCCUGCUGCUGUUGGGUGGCGUGGCGCUCUCCUGCCUGGCUCUGGACCUGCUCUUCCUCUUGUUCUACUCCUUCUGGCUGUGCUGCCGCCACCGAAAGAGCGAAGAACACCUCAACGCCGACUGCUGCUGUACAGCGUGGUGUGUCAUCAUCGCGACCCUGGUGUGCAGUGCUGGAAUUGCUGUUGGCUUCUAUGGGAAUGGAGAGACGAGUGACGGUAUUCACCGGCUGACCUACUCGCUACGCCAUGCAAACCGCACUGUGGCAGGUGUCCAGGACCGGGUGUUAGAUACCGCGGUGGCCCUGAACCAAACAGUGGAGCCAAACUUACUCAUCCUGGAGGAGAUGUUUGCGAAGCAGACAGACUACCUGCACAUUAUCCAGAAGCUGCAAGGUCUCUUGGAUGAUCUGGUCAGGCAAACAACUGAGAUCCCCUUUUGGAAGAAUGAAGAGCUGUCCCUGGAGGAGCUGGCAAUUCAAAUUGACCUCUAUGACUGGUACAGGUGGCUGGGUUACCUGGGCCUGCUCCUGUUCCAUGUUCUAAUAUGUUUGCUGGUGCUCUUUGGACUCAUUAGAAACUCCAGGGCCAUUCUUUUGGGGGUGUGUUUGCUCGGGGUGUUUGCCCUGAUUGUCAGCUGGGGAUCCUUGGGUCUGGAGUUGGCUGUUGCGGUGGGUUCCAGUGAUUUCUGUAUUAACCCUGAUGCUUACGUCUCCAAAGUGGUUGAAGAUAAUGCAGUGCUUAGUGCUGAUACCUUCCGCUAUUACAUCACCUGUAGUGCUGGAUACCCCAACCCUUUCCAGCAGAAGCUGUCAGGAAGUCACAAGGCUCUGGUGGAAAUGCAAGAUGAUGUUAUGGAACUCGUGAGGUCAGCAAGCAGAGAGCACCCCACCUCCAAGGAGUAUCUUAUGCGGAUCCAGGAGGUUUUAAAUUCAACAGAGAUCAACUUGCAGCAACUGACAGCUUUAGUAGACUGUCGAAGUCUGCAUUUGGAUUACGUCCAGGCUUUGACGGGCUUUUGCUAUGACGGAGUGGAAGGCCUCAUCUACCUGGUUCUCUUCUCCUUUGUCACAGCCCUCAUGUUCAGUUCCAUUGUGUGCAGUGUCCCACACACUUGGCAGCAAAAGAGAAGCUCAGAUGAUGAUGGGGAAGAAGAAUCAGCUGCUCAGGGGAGCAGACAGACACACGAUAAUCUUUACAGAGUGCACAUGCCCAGCCUCUAUAGCUGUGGGAGUAGUUAUGGCAGUGAGACCAGCAUUCCAGCAGCAGCACACACAGUCAGCAAUGCUCCCGUCACAGAGUACAUGAGCCAGAAUGCAAAUUUCCAGAACCCCCGUUGUGAGAAUACCCCGCUCAUUGGCCGGGAGUCCCCACCUCCCUCAUUGUAUUUGGCUGCCAUGGACAGUAGCAGCCAUAUGAGCUGGCAGCUUAAGCCCUCGGACAGUGCACGGACAUACUGGUAACAGCGCCCGCAAAUGGAACAGUACACCUCCAGCAUGAGAGCCAAAUACCUCGCCACCAACCAACCUCGUCCAGAUGCUGGCAGCGUGCAUUAAAAUGAAAAAGCUAAAGCAAAAAAAAAAAAAAGGCAAAAAACAAAAACAAAACAACAAGAAACCCACAUGUGCAGUCAGACAAAACAAUGUGCCAACUGCUGUGCCCCUGUGCUGUCCUCGUAGAACAAUCCUGCUGUUCUGCCCAAAAUCCAGUGCAGCUCCUGUUUCUCCAGCCCAGACCACCCCUCCAACCUGGUACCUGCCUACUGGAGUGGAAGCCCCUUUUGAAUUUCAGCCUUCACUUUGCUUUACCUGAUGUGCAAGAGAGAGCAAGCACGUGCAGGCAAGCAACCAAGAGAUUACCAUCCCGUCCUGAAUUCCAGCUGCCUGGGGCCAGCUUUAACAGAGUAGCCCAGUAGAAAAUGUUGGUAAAUAUCUUCUGCCCCUGUUUUUUCCCCUUCUGUUCCUCAGAGGGAUGCGGUGAAAGAUGGUGGUAGAUCUUGUUACUUCUGCAGUGGGAUCAGCGGAGCUGCCCCGUCUGUCAAACACUGAAGAGGCAGAAUUUCGUGUCUGUGACUAGCGAACAAUGAGGGGAAGCUGAGCCAACGCACAAUACAGCAUCUGGGGGGGAGUCCUCCGGUCCAGCACCCUGUGUGAGGGAGGAAGAAAACCCCUGCCUCUUGGUGUCACUGUAUAUCCACUGUAAUCUGUGAGCCUGUGGCUCUUUUCUAGAGAAAACCACUCCACUAGCAUGGUAACUUAAAAAAAAUCAAUUAAGAAAGCGCUGUUUUCUUUCCCACUAUAUCUAGCAUGUGAAUUCUCCAGGAGGAGCAGGGGGUCACAGCACCACCUAAGUACCCGGUCCAUUGCUCUGAAUCUGACCUCUCUGCUCCACCAGGGAAACCCAGGUACUUGCAGAUGGCAUUCUCGGUGCUGCUUUUAUGAGGCCGACACACAGAACAAACAGGAGCCAGCCACCACCCACUUGGUGCCAAACUUUUCCAGGAAAAGACUUGUAAGACUUUAUGGUUUUAUUUUUGUGCUUUUUUGUUGUUGUUGUUGUUUUGUUUUGUUUUUGUUUUUUGCACUUAAAGAGUUUCAGCUCUCUGAUAUUAGGUCUUAUGGGACAGUCAGCUUGCAAAAGCAAGAGGGACUGCAAGCACCAAUGGGUUUAUAGAAAAUGCAAACUCCCUGCAGGAGUGACCUGUGAACUCUGGUGGACUUUAUUUUUCUUUUUUUUUUAUUCCUUUUUUUUUUUUUUAAUCACAGUUUACAGCACAGGGUUGCUGAACUGGCACUGAAGGAAGUUUUUUUGGAGCCUCAAUCCUAACAAACUCACAAAAUCCUCAGUAUAUCUUCUUCUGUGCUCCAGAAUCAGAAACACAAAUGCCAUCAUUUGGGCAUUUGGAGAACGUUGUGACUGUCAGAACAUAUUUUUUUUCUAAUUGUUUUUGUUUUUCAAGGCACAUUGCUAACCACUAUCUGACUAUAUUCAGGCACAUGUAGGCAUUUUUCUAGGCAUGAGCUAGAUCAAGGCUUGCAAAGGGGCAGCUGGGUGCCUGCAAAGGGCAACAUCCUCCAUUGGUGCUGUACUUUCCACUGAAGAGCAGUGCUCCAAAGGGCACUGACCACUUCCUACUGGAAGAGCAGGCUGCCUCUUGGGCAGCUAGUAGUACUGUAGAGUACUGGCCUUUCAGUAGGGAAACUAUGAUGUUCCUUCUUCUGUUGAUUUUUUUUUUGUUUUUGUUUUUUAACCUCUGAGCAGCAGCAUCUCAGUGUGGCUGCUGAGCAUGAUAUUAAAUAACUGGCAGAAGAAAUAAAGUGGGAAAUAUCCCUCAGACUGGAGUUGGGCCAUUGGCAGAGGCAGUUAAUCUUCACGUUGGUGAUGUUCAGGCUUGGUGUCCCUUUACCCCACGUUUGCUGUACGGGGCGCAAAAUCUACCAAUCUGCCUUUACUCAAGUCAGUUGCCUUCUUGCAGUGAGGUAAGGAUUGCUCCUCGCAAUGAUGGUGUUUGCUCUCAAAGGAUACCAGCUCUGUGGAAAGCGAACUUUGAGCUCCUCUUAAGAAGAUAAACCACUAACAGAACAAAAAGCUGUAGGCCAGCUUGUACCAUUCAAAGGAGUGAGGGAGAAAGGGAAGAAGACAAGGCACCGCGCAACCAGGAAGAGAAGGUUUGGGAGAAAACUUCACACUUCACCGUAAAUCUGUGGAAGCAGGAUUUUCUUGCUCAGGACUGAGUAGGCCUUUCAGACACGUUUGAUGGGCUUCACACUGAAACAUACCUCGGUGUUAUCAAAUAACAAGGGCAGGGAAACAUAGCCGCAGGUUGUAUGGAGGGAUUUCUGUGGCUCUCGAGCACCAGGUAUUCCACCCUGUCUUAAAGCCUACCAGAAGACCCCAGGCGUGCAAGCACGUGGCACGGUUAGCUUGCAGAGCCCAAAGUAUGCAACUGCUAUCCAGGGGGGGACUGAACCUUCCCCUCGCUUUGAAGAAAGAAGCAAGAGCCAUAUAAUGCUUACUAAGAACAAAUCGUUUUGCCGUCAUCUGUCCCUGCAAGGGUGUGCCCAGAUUGCUACUUUGGCUGUCAUUUGUAGGGGAGUUGCCCUAAAAUCUGUGGCCUGAUCCUGCUCCAUGAAGGCAAGCGUUUUGGAGGCUGGAGGGUGUGGGGAACCCUGUGAGGACAGGUGCUUCUGUAUACUGACAUUGCUGUAUACAGAAAGCAUCCUGCAUAUGGAUGUGAUUGCAUUUUGGGAGGGGUUGGAUCCAAAUUGCCACAGGGGCGUUGUCUGUGCCAGCAGGGGCAUGGGGAGCCUGUGCCUCCUGUUUGCAGCACCUAACGCAGCAGCCACCUUAUCCUGCUUCCUUCCAAGGCUUGGCGUAGUCACUCGUAACACCCAGAACAGCUUCUGACAAUGUUGGGGCUUGCAGCAAGGCACAGAUGUGGAGAUAUGUGCUCUGUGACUUCGAAAUAUAACUGGAAAGAAUGUUAUGGAGAUGACGUUUUGCUCUCUGGAGGCCAGCAUAACAAGACUGCAGUGUGAGCUGUGUACUUUUGUCCAGCCAGCACUUCCUUUACUUGACAUGGAUAUUGCACUUUUGUAAAGCAUCCUGGAACUCUGCUGCCCCGCUGCAUGCUGUGCAGAGCGCUGGAUAGGAAACACAGACAAACGGUUUGGUUUUGUUUUAUUAUUGUUGUUAGUACUUUCUUUUUCCUUUUUUUUUUUUUUUUUUUCUACUGGAACCUUGAGCGACAGUGUGGCAUUUCUGCAGGCUGGUCUGAGUGGAUCUGCUGAAGAACAGAUGGCCUUUGCCUAUUCUUAUGGCUGCGACGUAAUCAGUCUCAUCCAUAUGGUCACACUUUGUCUGAGGAGUGGACUUUGAAAAGCCAAGAUCUCCCAGACUCUGUGCCUCCCUCUCGGGUGAACAGCAGGUGCUAUCUGGCGAAGACUCAUCUGUUCUGGAUGGCAUUCAUGGUUGAGGGAGUCCAAGCUCUUCGGGCUGUAGGGGGGAAAGCUGUAGAGACCUCUCUCUCUUCCAUUGUGUGUCUUUGUUCUUAAUGUGACAAAGCGCCAAGGCUGUAUCGCUUGGCAUGUCCCAGCUGACCUUAUCAGAACAUGAAUCAUGUCACUGGUCGCUAACAAAAGGGUCCAGGAGUCAGGGGAGCUGAGAUUGGCCUCUGGACGCCUCGCUGACUGCAACAGGGAAGGCGGCUUGUCCGGUUGAAGGUGACUGCAUCGGUGAAGACACUUCAUGUUACUUUUUCAGAAGCACAAAUGUGGUCAUUGGCUUGUCUGGUUGGCUUGGUUUAUUUCCACUGCAUCAUCAUGUGUGAAUGACUUUUUCUUUUGGAACUGAGAACUCUUCCAAGCACACGAACAUCUCCACAAUGUGAAAUGUAAAUAGCAUGUUGGACUCUUGCGUCCAGUGUUCAAGACUGCAUUGUAAUUGUAAAGGAAAUCAAAUCAAGACUUGGCUGUGAAUUUCUUGUGCUGUCUUGGGAAUAUAACUGUAGUGUUUGUAUCCUGUAUGUACUAUUAAACUGAGUUCAUUUUAUGUGCUGAUAAAAGGGUUCAAGCUAAGAUUUUUAGCGUGCAUCCAUGUACCCAAAUGUGAAGGAUGGAGUGCUCCCUUCCCCUCCUGUCCUUUUUAAGUUUUCUCCAUUUGAUAGGUGUUAAUUUUCCGUGUACAGUCAUCUCAGCCAAGAUGCAAGGAUGUCCAUUUGAGUGCUUUGAGGAGGACAUGGGGAUUUCAGUGAUCCCAAGUCAGGAUUUCUAUAGCAGUUCCCUAAAAACUAUGUAGUGUUCACAUUAAAAGCUUGGCCUUUCUGAGAGUAAACAGCUUCUUGGGGGGCUGCCUAGCCAUCGCUCGUGAGAGCUCUUGGUACUACAGGGUGAUAGCAGGCAGGAUCGCAUGGAUACCCGUGCGAGCAAGGUACAGAUACCCGUGUGGAUAAACCCACGUUAACUUCUGGUCCCGCCUUCCAGCAGCAGCUGAAAUUGCAUGCUGAGCCCUUUGAAGAAGAGAGCAGUGUCUUGGCUUGUUGCUUAGAGCCACCCCACCUGAUUGAGGUGCAGAUUAGGUGGGUGGGUUUCUCCUUAGGUAGGGAAGGGUCUUUGAAGUACUUCCUACAUAGGGACCAAGCCAGGGUCUUCCCCUGGCAAACAAAUCUGUUAGUAACUCACUGAACGUCUCCGGGUGGGAGGGGAGAAGCCCUCCAGGCAGAUACUAAGGAGUAGAUCUAACACCUUGAGAGAGGGGGACCCGACCAGACUUAAUCUGUACCUUUGGCCAGGUGGCUUCUUUCGUCGCCAACUACUCUCAUUUUCCAGAGGUGAUCUGUGUGCGUGCGAUGGAUGGUUUCUAGUCCUUCCAGGAGGCCCAGCAGAAGCGUGGGAUGCUUUGGUAGCAGUUCCUAGAUGGCUAACAAGCAGUCUGUGCUUUUGGGGGGAACAGUGGGAUCUCCUGCCAAGCUGUGAUGGUGAGUGUGUUGCCCAGCUGGGAGAGAGAAGGGAUGGGUCGCCGGUGGCCCCGAGCUGCCAGGUGCACACCCAGCCCCUGUGGCUGCGUGCGUGAACAAAGUGGAACAUAAAUUGAUGUUCAACCAGAAAGUUCAUAAUACUCCUUUCCUAAAGAGGAUAACUGUAGCAUGAAGCUCUAGGUGCUCUGCGUAUUUGAUACCACAUUGCUCCUCACUAUGCAAUUCCAAACUCCUUCCUUCCUCUUCCUCCUCUAAUCUCCCACGAAGACUUCUCCAGUGGCCUCUGUGCAGGAGGGCACUGGGCUCCCAGAAAAGCUUCAUUUCUUUCAUCGUCCUCUGCGCUGGGGCCGGGUGCCCAGCUGCCAUGUCGUGUGCCUCAGGUCCCUUGUUAACGGGAGGCCCCAUGAGUUUCAUCCACGUCAUUCAGAGGGAAGUUUUUUUUUGUUUUAUUUUGUUUUUUUCUUGGACACUGUGCACAGAAACCUAAUGGUGAACAUGUACCUGGCCUUUUUGUAACUUUUCUGUUUUUUUUUUUUUUUUUUUUUUUUUUCUUAACCAUAAUGGUUGUAUAUCAUACCACUUUAUAUACAUAUAUAAUAUAUAAAUAUAUAUAAUUUUUUUUUUAAACUUUGAACCUGCUAGUUUCUUUGAAGAGUUCCUGCACUUACCCAAAAUGUUUUUAAAUUGUGAGGGUUAAAGAGGAUUGAGCCCAUUUUUGUAUCUUUACUUUUAAUUCUGUAGUUCUAUUGAUUGUAAUGUAGCUAUUUUUUACUGUAACUUUUUGGUUUGCAAAUACUAAAAAAAAAAAAAAAAAAAAAAAAAAAGAAAAAAAUGUAAUUUCUGUGGUUUCUAUUCAGCUUGGGUUUCAUGUUUUAAAAAUAAACAAUAUAAAACCAC
Messenger RNA from Oxyura jamaicensis (ruddy duck), 7633 nucleotides. RefSeq names its product tweety family member 3 (gene TTYH3). Lineage: Eukaryota; Metazoa; Chordata; Aves; Anseriformes; Anatidae. Bases 141 to 1724 code for a protein of 527 amino acids. The transcript is spliced from 15 exons. Gene Ontology annotation, molecular function: volume-sensitive chloride channel activity; intracellularly calcium-gated chloride channel activity. Gene Ontology annotation, cellular component: plasma membrane. The record is from RefSeq and is a predicted model, not a curated record.